AGAGGGGAAGAGUAUUACCUUUUUCUUUAUACAUCUUUGGAUGGUCAUGUAUUUUACAAUGAAUACCCAUUGUAUUAAUAAUUUUAAAAAAUAACGAAAAUAAAGGGGAUAUGAAAAUAAUAGGGAGAUGUGUGUGUAGGAAGAACUCUGGUAGACAGGGGUCCACCAUGUCAGUGCAGGGAGGUCAUAGGGAAGGAGAUGAGGUUGUUCAACUUGACAAAAAGGAGAUCUUUGGUAACCUCCAAGAGAACGUCUAAAUAGUGGGGUGUGGGCAGAUGUCAUAAUCUGAUGUAUGGAACAAGGUAUGAACUGGAAUGAAAGGCUUUGGGUGUGGACCACUUGUUUAGGAAGUUUGGUCGUAAAAGGAAAUUAAGAGAUGGGACAGUGGCAUUGAGCUGCAAGUGACACCUUGAAGGUGAGAGCCACCUUUGCCCAACAGCUGGAAGGAAAAUGGGACCUCAGUCCUAACAACUGCACAGAACUGGGGGGAAAAAAAAGGAGGAGGGGACAGUUAGGAAUGGAGGCACAUCAUCAGUUGGAGUUUUUUGUGAGGAGAGGACAAGGACAAAAAAAAGAGAACCAGUGGAGAGGCACUGACCAUAGGUGUUAAAGAAUGGUAUAAAAUGGUGGUUUGACAGCCUUUGAGUUGGGAGGGAAGGGUUGCAGGGACAGAAAUAAAGAGACUUCUCAUUUCCCUAGAAUCCAGUUUGUUUCGUUCACAGCUGUCAUAGACCUAUGAACACUCCUUUCCUUCCCAGUCCCUGUCUCUAGUCUAAAGAGCCCAACUUCCUAACAGGCACCUGGGCCCUGAUCUGGAGCAUCAGCUGUGUGACCCGGUACAGGUCACUUAGGCCCUGCCUCAGUUUUCUCAUUGGUGAAAUGGGGUUGACAAUAGUACCUACAUUAUUGUGAGACAGUGCAUACAAAGAGCUUAGUUUGCUGCUCAGCUACUGGCCUGGGGGCAGUCUCUCUGAUGUGUUGUGGGUCUGGGCCACAGGGUCAAUGAUGUCACAAUGCCCUACUAGACUCCAACUUCUCUGCUAGGGAUUUGUGGAUCCUUUGGAGCUUAGGACUGGAACUGACAUGCGAGACCUCUACCAACUGAGGGUUUCAUGAGCAUACUCCUUUGCCACAAUCUUGGUGAAUAGUCUUUCACUGUGCAAUUGUGUCUUGGAAAUUGUUUUACUUAUUAUCAUGAUUGUGCUUGGCUGGAUGCUUUUUGUUGGAUUUGCAUGUUACAUGGGCACAUUUCCGGAGUUUGUGCCUCCAACUCUGAAGUGGAAGGAGAUGUGGGCUGUUCAGGAGAGCAAGGCACGCCUAAGAAGCCAGACUUUGGAUGAAGAUCUGCAACCGAACAAUGUGGAAGGGAUAUAAGUAUCCCCCAGGAGGGACCCCGGUGGAAAUAAGUAAAGAUGAUCCUGGUGAAGUAAUGCAGCUCUGAAGCUCUCCUGACCAGCUAUACAGUUCCUGUUGUUGGUUUCACAUAAAGUAAUUGCACAUUAUUUUGUCACAUUUUAUGUAACAAAUUACCACACUUUUUGAGAUGAAUGAAGACCUGGUAUUCUAUUAGCUCAAAACAGGGAGAUGGAGAGCGGGGAGGAAGUUG
Vicugna pacos (alpaca) is the source of this 1606-nucleotide messenger RNA. RefSeq names its product mitochondrial sheath formation associated (gene MISFA). Lineage: Eukaryota; Metazoa; Chordata; Mammalia; Artiodactyla; Camelidae. The record is from RefSeq and is a predicted model, not a curated record.